This is a messenger RNA of Hordeum vulgare subsp. vulgare (domesticated barley), 2414 nucleotides long. Its product is annotated as wall-associated receptor kinase 1-like. The transcript has 3 exons. The record is from RefSeq and is a predicted model, not a curated record. Gene Ontology annotation, molecular function: protein serine/threonine kinase activity; polysaccharide binding; ATP binding. Lineage: Eukaryota; Viridiplantae; Streptophyta; Magnoliopsida; Poales; Poaceae. Gene Ontology annotation, biological process: cell surface receptor signaling pathway; protein phosphorylation. Bases 95 to 2269 code for a protein of 724 amino acids. Gene Ontology annotation, cellular component: plasma membrane.
CGUUCAUCCCUAGCUAGCUACUACUUGGCUAGCUCCAUUAUUCAUCCAUCAUAUCUAUCGAUAGAGCAGAGCAGAGCAGAGCAGAGCGCCAGGCAUGAGUACGUCCAGCUACUCCCGGCAGCUGCCAGUAAUCCUACUUGUACUGCUGGUAGUAGUCAUCCAAUCCCCUUCAACAAGUGCGGCUGCGGCUGAAAAAGCUCAAGGGGAAGGGGAAGGGGGUUGCCUCCACAAGUGCGGCGACAUGGACAUCCCCUUCCCCUUCGGCAUCGGCGCCGGCCCCGGCUGCUUCCGCGAGGGCUUCGAGGUCGUUUGCAACCACUCCUCCGAUCCCCCUCGUGCCUUCUUUGGUGACAAGAGGGCAUUCCAGCGCGACACCUACCUGACCGAUUCCCGGAUCCGCUCCAGUGAUCUGUCGCCGCUGGAGCUGGUGAGCACAUCAGUCGCCAGGGGGGAGGCACGAGCGUACGCUGCGGUGUCGUACCGCUGCAGCACAAACGAGUCCUUAUCCGUGCUUCAGGUGAUGAAUUUACUGGGCACGCCGUUCUCCGUGUCGGCGACCCGUAAUGUUUUCAUCAGCGUCGGCUACCAGCUGGCUGAGCUGAGGUGGGUUGCGCGAAUGGGUCUCACAACCGGUUUCACUUGCACCACGCAAGAUGAGCAGCUGUCGUCCAUGCCGCACGCAAGGAACGGGUCGUGCACGGGGUGGGGCUGCUGCGAGCGCACCAUCCCGCCCGAAGAGAACCCGGUCAAGAAUUACAUAUUGUCCUUCGACCGCGUGAGCUACAAGCACAACUGGUUGCGGGUACUCUACCCGUGCGGCUACGGCAUGCUGGUGGAGAAGUCAGGGUACAACUUCUCAACGACGGACAUCAUCGGCGACAAGACGCUACUCAAAAGGUUCCCCAGGGGGGUCGCCUUGGUGCUCGAUUUCGCCGCCGGGAACACUUCGUGUCCGGCGCAAGGACAACCGCUGCCUCCGGAUUACGCCUGCGUCAGCGGCAACAGCUCUUGUGCCAACGCAACAGAUACAUAUAGUCCUGCCUACGUCUGCAAGUGCUGGGACGGUUACGAUGGCAACCCAUACAUUGCUAACGGAUGCCAAGACAUUGAUGAAUGCAAGCAGCCCCAAGUGUAUCCCUGCUCAAGUGGCAUCUGCAAAAACAGGCUGGGUGGCUAUGACUGUCCAUGUAAAUUCGGAACGAAAGGCGACGCCAAAGCUGGAACUUGCACAGAUGUAUUCACUCCAGCAGCAAAGGCGACUGUGGGUGCAAUAGGUGGUAUUCUCCUCAUGGUGAUUCUAUCGUUUCUUGUUAUUCUUCGCAAAGAGAAACAGAAGGCGAAAGAAUUCUUCAAAAAGAACGGCGGCCCGACAUUAGAGAAGGCAAAUGUCAUCAAACUUUUCAAAAAGGAGGACCUCAAACCAAUUUUAAAGAGUAGCAACCUGAUCGGAAAAGGUGCCUUUGGUGAAGUUUACAAGGGCCGUCUUGACAAUAAAGAGGUUGCAAUAAAGAAACCGAUCAAUGGUAGUGUGCUCGAGAAUGACCAAUUUGCAAAUGAAGUCAUCAUCCAAUCUCAAGUUAUCCACAAGAACAUUGUUAGGCUCAUCGGUUGUUGCCUUGAAGUUGAUGCCCCCAUGCUGGUCUACGAGUUUAUCACCAAAGGUAGCCUCCAUGACAAUCUUCACGGCAACAAUAACAAGGUGGCUCUCAACUUGGAUGUACGUUUAAGUAUUGCUGCACAGUCAGCGGAUGGUCUAGCUUAUAUGCACUCAAAAGCAAAUAUUAGAAUUCUACACGGCGAUGUCAAGCCAGCAAAUAUACUCUUGGAUGAUAACUUUGUACCCAAGAUUUCAGACUUCGGCAUAUCUAGGUUGAUUGCGAGAGACAAACAACACACUGGAUCAGUCAUCGGAGACAUGAAUUAUAUGGAUCCGGUAUAUCUACAGGAAGGCCUACUCACCGAGAAAAGUGAUGUCUAUAGUUUCGGAGUUGUGAUCCUGGAGCUUAUCAGCAGCAGGAUAGCCAUACGUUCCGAGCAUAAUAGCUUGGUAAAGAGCUUUCUUGAAGCCCAUAAGAAACAGAAGAAGGCCACCGAGUUUUUUGACAAGGAAAUAGCAAUAGCAGAAGAUUUGGAGUUCCUUGACAGUCUUGCGGUUAUGGCCGUGGAAUGCCUUAGGCUGGAUGUAGAUCAAAGACCAACGAUGAUGGAGGUAGCUGAGCGGUUACACAUACUGAGUCGAUCCCGCAAGGUGCAAGAUGUUUGUCAGUAAGCUAUUUUUGCCGAAAUCCUUCAAACAUGAGCGGCAGUGAAGGUCUCCUUGGGUUACGGGAAAAACUGUUACUAUGUUUUUUAAUGUGGCCGAAUGCUUGUACGCUGCAUCUGUAACCGUAUUUCUAAUGUGUUUUCUGUUUUUA